GGACAGCCCACACACCAGAGCUGCGGAGAAGCAUGGGACGAAGCCGCAGUCCUGCUCGCCACCGCAGUCGGAGCCGCAGUCGGAGCCGCGGUCGCAGCAACCGCCACCGUGAUGGACGCGACCGUCACCGUGACAAUGAGAAGGAUCGCACGCCUGAGCGCCGGCAUCGAUGGAGCUCUGUCGAGGAGGUCAAGGAGUCGCCGAACAAGGCGCCGGAGGACUCGAAGCCCAAGGUCACAGAGAGCAACGGCGAAAUCAGCAUGAGUGUCGAAGAGACGAACAAGCUUCGUAUCUCGAUGGGACUCAAGCCUCUCCGUCUCACCAAGCCCGAGUCCAAGGAGGUCAACCUGGCCAAGUCGCGUGAAGACCUCGCAGCCGAGGCGCACCAGAAGCAGCUCAAGGAAACACUGGAAAAGUCCAAGCGAAAGCGCGAGUAUACCGCCAAGAUGCAAGGCAAGUCCCUCGGUGAGACGCUCGCCGAAGAUGCAACGUCAACCCUCGAUUGGGUCCGUCGCAGUCGGACAACGGCGCCUGCAUCUCUUCCAGGCACGAAAGCCCCCGCGCCUGCCUCUUCAACCUAUAGCGCAAUGGACCUUCAAGGUCUCACGGUCGCUCACGACGCGCAGUCGUUCGAAGAAGGCGAAGACGUCAUUUUGACGUUGAAGGACAACCGUAUCCUUACGGAUGACAUGGGCAACGUAAACGACGCUGACGACGAGCUCGAAAACGUGACGCUGACCGAGGCCGACAAGCGUAAAGAGCGCGAAGACAUGGCGAAGCGCGCAGCCGGGCCCGUCUACUCGGGCUUUGACGAUGAUGAGUUCUCGACGGUGCUCGGUGACCGGCCCAAGAAGCGCUUGCUCAUGCAAUACGACGAAGAGGACGAUAUGAAGGAAGCACGUGCGCGAAAGAAGUUUGCGCUGAGUGCCCUCGGGGGUCAUGUCGUCGAGACUCCGUCCGUGUCAGCGUCGGCGGCAUCAGCAAGCACCGCCACCCUGGGCUCCAUCAAGCAGUUCCAGGCCAUGGACGACUACUACACACCCGACGAGAUGGCAGUCUUCAACAAGAAGAAGACCAAGAAGCUUCGGAAAAAGAAGGGCGGCAAGUCGCGCCGGCGCGAGAACGAUGACGAGGACGAAGCUGAGAGUGCAACCAAGGACCUCGUCGAGCAGCUCGAAGCCGAGGCUAGUGCCUCUACGGGCGACCACGGCAAGCGCCGGGCGGAUGCAGCGAGCGCAGUCGCGACCCUCGAGGCGCAGAACCGCGCGAAGUUUGAGAACGCCCGCCGCCGCGAGGCCGAGAAGGCCAAAGCUGCCGCUGUGGAGGACAUUGAUGAAGAGCUCAGUGCGUCGCUUGCCCGCGCCCGCCAAGCCGCACUGCAGGCCAAGAGCUCGGUAAUCGAGUCCAACGAAGCGCGUAUCUUGUCGCAAGUGGCAGCUGACAGCGCCGCGUCGCACAACAUCCACCGCGACGCGCCGACAGCCAACACGAUCGUCUUUAGCGAGGCGACGGACUUUGACGUGCGCGUCAAGAAUGCCAUGGACGCCCGCGUCGCGACGGCCGACAAGGUUGCGGCACCGGCGUUGGACGAGGACGAAGAAGAGACAAAGACGGAUGCUCCUGCCAACGAGGCGCAGCAAGAUGCCGACGACGACGAGGAUGACGAUGACGAAGCGACGUGGGGUGUUGAGGAGCCCUUGGUGCAAACGGGCAUGGCUGCAACACUCGCGCUGCUUCGGAACCGCGGGGACCUUCGCGAAGAUGUGCAAUUGCGCCAAGCAGGCCGUGCGAACGACCACCGCGACCGCAGCUUCAACGACGAGCUCCAAAUCAAGGACGGCGUCAAGCUAGACUACCGGGACGAAUUUGGCCGGCUCUUGACAAAGAAGGAAGCCUUCCGACAGCUUUCGUACCGUUUCCACGGCCACGCGCCCGGAAAGAAGAAGCAAGAGAAGCGGCUCAAGCAGCUCAAGGAGGAGCUUGCUCAGCAGAAGACCAACGUCAGUGCUAAGAUGCAGUCGCUCGACCGUCGGCAAAAACAAACCAAGCAGGCACACCUCGUGCUCUCCGAGGGUACGUAGUCGUCGCUGUGCACAGGACGCAAGUAUACAACUACACCAACAUGCAUUGUUAUUGUCUUCCUGCGCA
Messenger RNA from Saprolegnia diclina VS20, 2148 nucleotides. RefSeq lists its product as hypothetical. Gene Ontology annotation, cellular component: U4/U6 x U5 tri-snRNP complex. The coding region runs from base 33 to 2081 and encodes 682 amino acids. NCBI's taxonomy places the organism in Eukaryota, Oomycota, Saprolegniomycetes, Saprolegniales, Saprolegniaceae. The record is from RefSeq and is a predicted model, not a curated record. Gene Ontology annotation, biological process: mRNA cis splicing, via spliceosome; maturation of 5S rRNA. The transcript has a single exon.